Molecule: messenger RNA, 1690 nt
Organism: Acanthopagrus latus (yellowfin seabream)
Lineage: Eukaryota; Metazoa; Chordata; Actinopteri; Spariformes; Sparidae
Gene: c21h7orf25
Product: chromosome 21 C7orf25 homolog
Exons: 2
Coding region: 303-1553 (416 amino acids)
Source: RefSeq, a predicted model, not a curated record
AAAAACCCGCGGGCCGGGCCGGGUCGAGUUUGUAAUUUUCAGGCCUGUUGAGAACUGUAAAUGAGAUAUAAAUGAUGGCGUUAACUGACUCCAGAAGAUGGCAGUAUAAUGAAGAAGAAGAAGAAGAAGAAGAAGAAGAAGAAGAAGAAGAAGAAGAAGAAGAAGAAGAAGAAGAAGAAGAAGAAGCCCGGUUCUUCCUGCCAGCAGAAGAACAAGUCAGUUAGCAGUAAUUAGCUGAUAUCUGAACACGAACAUACGAAUUUAAAAGUCCAAACGUCAUUGCUGCCGUGGGAUGCAGCAACAUGUCUCUCCAGGUGACUUUGCAGCAGAGGAUCAGCUCUGCUCAGGUGUUGCUGCAGCGGGCGGAGCAGCUCUGUCCGGGGGCUGAAGGUCACCAGAAGCUGUGCGGUAAACUACGGGCGGAGCUUCGUUUCCUGCGACGGGUGGAGGCGGGAGAGUUGCAGGUCAAAGAAUCUCACCUGCACAGCACCAACCUGACUCACCUGACAGCCAUCGUGGAGUCGGCCCAGAGUCUGGAGGGCGUGGUCGGUCUGCUGCACGUCUUCACCUACCAGGACGCCACGGGCAGCAGGCAGACUCUGGUGGUGGAUGUGGUGGCGAAUGGUGGACACACUUGGGUGAAGGCGGUGGGCCGUAAGGCAGAGGCUCUGCACAAUAUCUGGCAGGGACGGGGCCAAUAUGGAGACAAAAGCAUCAUCAGGCAGGCAGAGGACUUCCUGCAGGCGAGCCACCAGCAGCCUGUCCAGUACCGCCACCCACACAUCGUCUUUGCCUUCUACAAUGGUGUCUCCUGCCCUAUGGCUAACCGCCUCAGGGACAUGGGAAUCUCUGUCCGCGGGGACAUUGUCGCUGUCAAUGCCGUGGUGAUGGAGGAGGGAAGAGAUGAGGAAGAGGUGGAGGAAGAAGAGGAGCCUGCUGAGGAAGAAGACGAAGAGGAGGAGCAGGAGGAGGAGUCUGAGCUGACCCGGGUAGACCGUGGCACUGUGGUUGCCAGCCUGGCAUUUCCUGCUCAGGUGCAGGUGGAGGAGUGUCGGCGCGUGAACCUCGACAUCACCACUCUCAUCACGUACGUGUCAUCGCUGAGUCAUGGCCGCUGUCACUUCACCUUCAGGGAGCCAGUACUGACAGACCAGGCAGCCCAGGAGCGUCGCCUGCAGGUGCUGCCACAGCUCGAUGCCUUCAUGCAGGGGAAGGAGCUGUUUGCCUGCCGUGCCGCUGUCCAUGACUUCCAGGUGAUCCUGGACACGCUGGGCGGGCCAGGCGAGAAGGAGCGAGCUCAGAAGCUGCUCGCUCGCCUCCAGCUGGUGGAUGACCAGCCCUCGGAGCGCACGCUGCAGCUCACGCCCAGCGCCAAGGUCAACCAGCGCUCGCUCAUGAUCUUUGGCACCGGAGACUCUCUAAGAGCUGUCACCAUGACGGCCAACAGCCGAUUUGUGAGGGCGGCAGCCAAUCAGGGCGUCAGAUACAGCGUGUUCAUCCACCAACCGAGAGCUCUGACUGAGGGCAAGGAGUGGAGGGCCACACCCAUCUGACAGAGGCCCCGCCCACCAGAGACAGACACUUCCUGUGCAGGGGCUGAUUGGGUUAACAAGGGGUAAAAAUUAUAUUUAUGUAAAUAUGAUUAUCAAUCUAUAUUCACAGAUCAAUAAAGCAUCCCUGUCACUUCCUG